This is a messenger RNA of Suillus subalutaceus, 3723 nucleotides long. Its product is annotated as CHAT domain-containing protein. Bases 84 to 3419 code for a protein of 1111 amino acids. The record is from RefSeq and is a predicted model, not a curated record. Gene Ontology annotation, molecular function: protein binding. NCBI's taxonomy places the organism in Eukaryota, Fungi, Basidiomycota, Agaricomycetes, Boletales, Suillaceae. The transcript is spliced from 6 exons.
AUCCCUACCUAUCAUUCUUCCACUACUCAUUCCGCAACUCUCAGUCCAUCCACUUCGUUCGCCAUUUGCUGCAUCGUGUCAUCAUGACUGGUACAUCGAAAGGCCAAUCGAUCAGAUUUGAAGUCAUUAGCGGAAACAAUAUCAGUGUACCCUCUGGUCGCAUACCCGCAGGCAUUUACGUGUCCGUCAACGUCAGCCCGAGGAGACGCUGGAAAUCAGCCGCCCGAGUUCUAUCGUCCGAUGCCUCUGUAGCGUGGGGCGAUACCGUGACCUUAUCACGGGACGCAUUGCUUACUAGAUUAUCACUGGAAAUAUGGGCAUCCUUUGAGCUCGGUCGAAUGCUGGGUGAUGGAGAAGUUGUUAACACACUUGAGACCUCGUGGAAUGAGUUGCUCAAUCAUGGAGAUAAGCCGUUUGAUCUGUCCUUCCCACCUAGUUGUGAUGCGCACCCUUCCCUCACCCUGAAGGCCUCCGUUGUCCACACCUGUGGUAUACGACUCGAUUUCAUCACUGGAAGCAUCAUUACUCGUCGCACAGACGCAGGCCACACACAGUUUGCCAGAUAUGUCACAAACAAGAGUGACUUUGACCUGAAAAGUGCUGUACACCAUUUCCAGUUCGUUCUGCACUGGUGUCCUGUUGGCCAUCCUGACCGUGCUGCUGCUCUCACCAACCUCGCGCGGGCCCGCCUUCUGGGUUACAUUCGCAAGGAUAUUCAAGACAUUGAUUCUACCGCCUUUCUUUUCCUCCACGCCCUUGCAUUGCGUCCGCAGGGCCAUCCCGAUCGUCCAUCGUCUAUCUAUCAUCUCACUGAAGCGUUGAUCUGGCGCCACAACAGGCAAGAUACCCCCGCUGAUAUCCGUGAAUCCGCUCAACUCUACCACGAGCUACUACCUCUCUGUCCCAAGAGCACCUAUCUUCGGAGCAUCGCAGCAGGGGACAAUGGUCUCGAUUAUGUGAUCAACGAAUGCAACAAUCUUCCAAUAGUUGCAUCUGAUGAUGGCAUCCAACUUCGACGAGUUGUGCUAGAGCUCUGUCCUCUGGGCAAUCAACACCGCCGUCCCAGAGCCCUCGCCAAGCUUGCACGGGCAGUCGAAGCACGCUUUGAUGAACACGGCAGCAUCGAGGAUCUUGAAGAGAGCAUAAAACUUGGUCGUGAGGCCGUUUCUCUGUGCCCCGAGGGACAUCCUAGUUAUGAUACCUGCCUAAACAACUUGGCUUUUUCGAUCAGAUCCCGCUUCAAUCAGCAAGGCAAAUCUGAUGACCUUGAUGAGGCCAUCUCUCUAUUUGAAGAAGCACUGCGCCUACGUCCUAGUUGGGCACGAAUUUCUGACAAUAACGACAUUAACGACAUCAACAAGGCCAUCAGCCUCUUUCGUGAGGCAUUGACAUUACGCCCACCUGGGCAUCCACGUCGUGACACCACGCUGAACAACCUUGCCUUCGCGCUCAAAACCAGAUAUGAUGAUUUGCAAACCAGCGAUGAUCUUGACGAGGCCAUUGAUCUGUUCCGCGAGUCACUUCGGUUAAUACAGCCUGACGAUCCAAUGCGUCAUCGAAAUCUUUACAAUUUAGGCUCGGCACUCCGCUCUCGUUUCACGCACAAUCAGGCGAAUAAAGAUGUUGAGGAGGCCAUUGAUCUCUGCCAACAAUCAUUGAUGGCUUUGCCUCUAUUGCACCCAGAUAGAUAUUCCAGUUACAUGCGGCUGCAGGAAGCCUACCUGUCUCGUUACCAGGUGCAGCACGAUCCUACUGAUUUGUCACUCGCAGUGAGGAACUUCAGACUGGCAUCAAGGCACCCCACCCAAGGAUAUCCAUGCCGCAUUGAGGAGGCUAUUAACUGGGCGCUCCAAGCGGAAGUCCAUCAACAUGAAUCUGCCCUCGAAGCAUACCAAAUGUGCUUGGAGCUUUUCGACAGUCAUGUUAUGACGCGAUCUUCCAUUAUCUCGCGGCGUGAUGCUGCAACCGCUUUCCGUGGUGCACAGACAUUGCCGGUAGACGCAGCAUCAUGCGCUAUUCGCCGCAAUGAUCUGCAACGAGCGGUUGAACUUGAGGAGCAGGGACGCGGUCAACAAUGGUCGCUGGCCUCGCGACUCAGGACUCCGCUGGACGACCUCAAAUCUGCAAGUCCGCCCCUCACCGACAAACUCUCAGAGCUCAGCAAGCGCCUAUCUAAUGCUCAGGGUUCCACGGGCAGCGCAGACAGAGCUGCUGCUGAUCGGGCAGCAACAGAGUACAGAAAACUUACGGAGCAGUGGGAAGCUGCGGUAGCUGAAGUCCGCAAUCUUCAAGGAUUCUCGCGAUUCCUUCUCCCUCCAUCAUAUGAAGAUUUGCAAGUGGCAGCGCGUCAUGGCCCAGUUAUCAUCCUCAUCGCGAGCGAAUACUCCCGCAACGCCAUCAUAGUCCCAACAUCAGGGCAGCCCCACCAUGUUCCCUUCCCAGAUCUCGCUCUCGCAGAUGUGGAGCAGCUCAAGGACGAUUUCGCUAAGGCGAUACGCCAAGCAUCUUCUAUGGGCCCAAAUGAGCCGAGGACGGGCCUGAAAGUACUAUUGCGGAAGAUCUGGGACGAGGUCAUGCUACCCAUUGUCAGGGUACUCUUGCGUGAUCUGAGAUUGCCGGGUCGCUCUCGAAUCUGGCUGUGUCCGACAGCAGCAUUCACGUCCAUUCCCCUUCAUGCAGCUAACCCGUUUCGAACGAAGGCGGAUUGUUCUGAGCCGGAACUAUGCUUGGAGGAUGUCUACAUCUGCUCUUACACACCUACGCUUUCGGCUCUGAUCAGAGCUCGACAGACGAUGAAGACGCACUUGACCCCAUCCUUUGUGGCGAUUGGGCAGGGUCAACCGGGUGCAGGGCAAGGCAAGGAGCUCUUGGCUGUCGAGAGUGAGCUUGAGCUAGUCUGUUCGCUUGUCCCCGAAAUGGUCAAUCCUAUCACUCUGUCUGGUGAUGCAGCAACACGAGCAGGUGCAUUGGAAACCUUGCAAAACAACACAUGGGUGCACCUCGCUUGUCAUGGCAAGCAAGACCAUGACCAGCCAUACUAUUCACAUUUCGCUAUGAAAGACGAACCCCUGACGCUGCUUGACAUCAUGGAGAACGAUGCUCCGCAAGCUGAAUUCGCAUUCUUAUCGGCGUGUCAUACUGCCGUUGGCGAUAAGAAGACGCCCGACGAAGUUAUCCACCUCGCAGCUGGUCUGCAGUUUUCAGGGUUCAAGAGCGUCAUUGGCACGUUGUGGGUUGUCGACGACGCUGUCGCAAAACACGUCGUUGAAGCUUUCUACAAGAAUCUGUUCAAGGAUUUAGAGGAAGGUGAUAUACCGGACUGUACGAAGGCGGCCUGGGCACUCAACAAGGCUACGUACGCUGUGAAGACGAAAGUGCCGCUCGAGCAGAGAAUCGUUUUUGUUCAUAUUGGUGUGUAGCUUCAUAUCGUAUUGCUCUGAUGUAGCGCAGUUUUACUAGCCGUUCAUAUUGUCGUAUUAGAUACUCUUUCUUCGUUGUACUCCCGCAACCUCUUCCCGCACUCCCUCGUUUUAUUUUCUAUGCUCUCCUAGAUAGAGCCUUUGAUGUUUCUUGAAUACAAUCUUGAUGCUCGUGUAUGACAGUGUUUGGGUCGUCGCAGCGUAUGUUAUUAUGCUCAAAGUUUGACCGAAAAAAGUGCGGGGAGAUACGAAGUUUUUCCUAAGUGUUGCAAUACAUUGCGCUCUCCCGCGUUCAUACUAGGCC